GCCGAAAAAAAACGACAAUAUUUCAAAAAAGCGUUGUUGUAUUUUUUAGACAAUGGUCGGAACAUUCUGUGCUUAUUGCACAGUAACCGGCUAUCCUUGUUUAUUACUAGUCAUGUUUUCAACUUUUCAGAAAAAAAUAGAAUUCCGUUUAGAUUCGUUUUCAAGAUUUCCUGAUUGUUUGAUGACAAUUGGACAUGCGUCGCAACUGUAUCAUUUUAUGUAGUUAAGUUGUUCUUUAUGAGGGAUCUAGAAACCCUGGAAUUUUGCCGCGCCAAUGGGCUGUGCUUUAUCCCACGAGAAAGAUGACGUGGACCCCAAAAAGCAUGUCGAAAAUAUCUUCCCGAAUUCCGAAAAAAAUGUCUUAAAUUUCCAAAAUGAGACUCAACAAACUGCCAUUAAUGAAGAAAAGGAGAAACAUUUAGAAGACAGAGAGUUCGAUACGAAAACAAAAACUCCCGAUAGUCAGAAUCAGGAGCGAGUCAGCAGUUCGCAGUCGAAGCAGAGAAGAAAACCAUUUGUAAGGGACAAGUUUGAUCCCAGAGUGCUGCAGAAAUAUGAAGUGAAAGCUUUGAUUGGCAGAGGAAGUUUCAGCAAGGUGGUGAGGGUAGAGAACAGAAAAACGCGGCAACCGUACGCGAUUAAGAUGAUCGAAAUGCAUCCGGGCGGUGGCCGUGACCUGUUUCUGGCUGAAGUGAGCGUGCUUCAGAGGGUGAGACAUGACAAUGUUGUCAAGCUAUAUGAGGUGCUAGAGACGAGAGAUCGCUCAUAUCUGGUUAUGGAACUAGCAACGGGUGGAGAGUUGUUCGACCGAAUUGUUGCUAGAGGUCACUUUACGGAACGUGAUGCCGUGCACUGUAUGGGUAUGGUACUAGAAGGAGUGGCGUAUCUUCACAAGUUAGGCAUAACCCACAGAGACCUGAAGCCAGAGAACCUCUUAUUCUACCACCCGGGACAUGACUCCAAGAUCAUCAUCACCGACUUCGGACUGAGUUGCUCGAGGAAGAGUGGACAGAACCAGUUGAUGAGAACCACUUGCGGAACCCCAGAAUACAUCGCACCAGAGAUCCUGAUGCGAAAGCCAUACAGUUGUGGUGUGGACAUGUGGGCUGUUGGUGUGAUCUGCUACAUCCUCUUAAGUGGCACGAUGCCAUUCGACGAUGACAACAAGACUCGCCUCUACAGAGCAAUAAUCCGUGCACACUAUUCCUUCCGACAACCAUGUUGGGAUGACGUAUCAGAACAGGCCAAGGAGUUCAUCGGCAGACUGCUAGUAGUGAACGUGGAUAAGAGACUCACUGCAGACCAAGCACUGCGACACCCCUGGAUAGCAUUAGGCAGACACUAUUCUGCAGGCCAAGGGGGAAGUAAGAACCUCCACAGGACCAUCAGUCACAACUUGAUGGAGAGGGCCUCGUCAAAGGGAACGAGAUCGUCCAAGUCCACCACUGGAACAGGCGGAAACAAGUCUAACAGGUCUGGCAAGAGCGGUAGGAGUGGACGCAGUGGGAGGAGCUCGCUGUCCAGUGGGGGGAGGUCACUGAGACCAGUGAGUGGACACAAGAUCACACCCAAGGACACCCACGAGAUAGAGGUCAUCAGGAGAUCGUGCAGUACAUUCAGUCCCCCCAGUAGUACAGACUGAAACUCCUCCCCCUCCCCCUUUACUCUCACUCUCUUUCCUUUCCACUGCCUCUACACCUUUUAUAGUGGUUUUGAAGAGUAGCUGGCUCUGCGAGAGGUGCUUCAAAGAAGCGUAGCUUUCCGGACGGUUACAAAGAAGCGUCCUAAAUAUUAACUACUUACUCCUUCUAUACCUAAAAGCACUGGGUCACCCAAAUCGGCUAGCAUUGAAAUUAGUUUUAGUGAUGCCUAGCUAUGCCUCGUCUAUUUGGUCCGAACGACAUCGGCUGUUCUGGACGAAAAGAGGUCAAACAACUUGAAUUAUUGAGAAGAAUCCUGAACUGGUUUCUUGGCUCAGCUAGAAAAAACCUUACGAGAUGUUGCGACUACAAGCUAAACAAAUGAUCCUGCCAUGUUUUGCCGAUGUUUUUGAUAGACUAAGAAAAACUAAGUCUAUUUUAAUGACGUCAACUGAAAGGCGCGGGCCGCCCUCAGUCAGAGACGUGGGUUCUCAAGACAAUCAGAAUUAGCUCAAAUCAAUAAGAAUUAGUCGUUUUGAUUAUUCCUCCCACUUAAUAGCGAAUUUGAGUUGAGUUAGAAAAAAACGAAUAAGGUUGAUUAAAAGUAAAUCUUUUGGCUAAUUUGUGCAAUUCGUUAUUAUGAUUUUAGCUUACAUCAAAUUUAGGAGUGGUAGUAUUAUCGAAAAGAGACAAAUCUUUGUGCUGCUAAUUUCUAUCCAGAUGUGUUUAUAAUUAUGAUUGAAUUAUUGCAAUCAAAGCCAGCGGAUGCUAGAAAAAAAUUGACAAUCCGUGUUACGAUGAUUUGCUAUGGUCGAAUUUGGGCAAUUUUCAACCAGUCAGUGUCCUUUAAACUGCCAAAAACUGACUGAUUGUGCUGAAUGAUUAUUCUGAAGUUUUGAAAACUGAAUUGUGAUUGGUCGCUAUGAUUUUUCCCCAUGAGAGAAUCCGCCUUUAAAAAUUGAACUGAAUAAACGCUUGUUGGUAAUAUGGCAAUAGCAGUUUUCAAAAUGCAGAUUUUUGUAUGCUUAUUUUUUUUUUGUGUGAAGGUCAAUUCAAAAAGGGCAUCUCACAUUUCUAUUUUCUAAUUGAGAAUUUGGUACGUUGAAAAGUUGCAUAACAUCAAGUUGUUGUAAAUAAAGCAUCAACUCAGUUCAAUUUUUUGUUCGCUGUUUUUAGGCUCUGCUAUUCGUUUCUUUGUAUAAGUGCUCUUAUUUGAGCCAGAAAUUCAUCUAAUGAACAGCCUUUAUUUCCUCCAAUGUGCCUUUGAAAACACAAAAAUCUAUCCUGCCUCUAAGUGCUUGAAGCGAGUUAAACAUCUUGCAAUAUAGCAGAAUAAAUUUGAAAUCAAAAUCUUUUAACGAUUAAUUGAUUCGUUUCUUUGUUUUUCAUAGUUUUAAUUUAGUUACUCGAGGAGCUAACGUUUGUAUUUCAAGUGCCGAUAUAGUUUAACUUCUGAAAAUUAACUGCAAGCUAAGCAUUCGUGCUGUGAUUGAUGUGCAAUUUAAGAAACUUAAAAAAUAUAUAUUUUGGAUUUGAAUCUAAUUUAAAGAAUUGAAUUUCUUAAAACUAAA
This is a messenger RNA of Symsagittifera roscoffensis, 3211 nucleotides long. Its product is annotated as serine/threonine-protein kinase H1 homolog. Gene Ontology annotation, molecular function: ATP binding; protein kinase activity. NCBI's taxonomy places the organism in Eukaryota, Metazoa, Xenacoelomorpha, Acoela, Convolutidae. The transcript is spliced from 6 exons. The record is from RefSeq and is a predicted model, not a curated record. Gene Ontology annotation, biological process: protein phosphorylation. The coding region runs from base 275 to 1642 and encodes 455 amino acids.